GGAGGAGGAGGAGCAGCAGCGGCGGCCCGACGCCCCGCCGCCUCAGCGCUCCAGCCUGACCCGCCACUGAACCAGCGCGGCGCCCCGGGCCCACCUCAGCCCCAGGCCCCAAGCCCCGCCGCCAGCCCCACACAGCGGCUCCCCCGCCGGCGCCCCUUUCGCCCCGGGGGGGGGGCAGAACAGCGAGAGAGGCGGUGUGGGGAGGCGUGGCAGCCCAGGCCCCCUUCUCCUCCUCCGCCUCCUCCCCCCCCCCAGUGUCGCCGAAAGGGGUGGGGAGUCUGGGUCAGGUGAUUGUCAAUGGGCCGUCCAAGAUGGCGCCCGGUUUGUGGAGCCUGAGGAGGAGGAAGAGGAGGGUUGUUUUCUUUACCUGUGACUUGGAGCUGAGGGAGGAGGCGGUUCGGAGUUGAUUUUUUUUUUAUUUUUGGGGUCAAAUCCUCCCACGCCUUCGUUUUAUCCCUGAGAGACUUUCGCCUGAAGGGUAGACUUGAGGAGGAGGAGGCGGUUUUUGUGUUGUUUUUUUAAUUCCCCGAUGUGCGCCUUUUUCCGAGGAGGGGCUACCCGGGCUGUGCCUGCUGCGCUCCCGACGAGAGAGCCGUCUAUCCUUCCCCAGCCAUGGCUCUGAGGGAGCUCAAAGUUUGCCUGCUGGGGGUAAGUAACAGGGGAGGGAAGUUGGGGCUGGAGAGGUGGCGAGUGUCUCCCUUAACACACACACACACACACAAAUCCCCAUAGAAAGAGGGUUUGGAAAUUUGGCCUUUUCUUCUUUCCAUCAGCUACCACUUUCCACAAAGGGGCUUUCAAAUGCGGGUUUCCUACACGCCUGAACAUAUAUGGUUACCAGGGGGUUGGGGUGGUGUCGGGGGAGAUGGGGGUCUACCAUCCCAUUCCUGUCUACUCGGAAGUAAGUCCAAAUGUGAUACAACGAGGUUCACCACCACCUUGGGAUUGUGGCCUUGAAUUGGUUGGAACUCGGUUGCAGCUAUUCCUGUUUUGCUGCGAUACCGCUUUUGUAGUUUCUGAGCCAGGUAUAAGCCCCACGUCCUUCAAUAGGACUUACUUCAAAGUAGAUGUACACAUUUUGUGUGUGUGUGUGUGUUGUUUUUCCUGCCAACGAGAAGUAUUUUGCUCGUAGUUAUGAAAACUGUUGCCCCUUUAUCCUUCUCGCUGGAUGGUCUCCGCCGCCUACCCCUUGUUAAAAAUCAAGAAACUUCUUGGGUUUGUUUGUUUUUUGCACAACUUGAGUUUCAAAACAUAGGGACAGGAAUCCAAUAAGCAAACAGAAGAAGCCUCUAUUGACAUCUUCUAAGGAUAAACAACAUCCUUUACUGUAAAACAGAGAGGAAGUAUUUAACCCUAUAGAUAGAUGCUUACCUGAGAGAAAGUUCCAUCCGACUAACUCCAGUUUAUUUCUGAGUAGGUGUGCAAAGGAUUGCUCUAUAAAAUACUUUCUCUCUAAGUAGGAGAAAGGAUAGAAACCAAAGUUUCAGAGACUUCUCUCUUUUCGCAAUACUUUUUUGCAGCAUUGAAUCAAAUGUGGGGUGUGUUUUUCCCUUCUUCCUGACUUUUUUUUUUUUUUUGCAGAAAUAGGCUUUGUUCUAUAUAAGAUGGAGAAAAGAGGCUUGAUGAGAUAACAUUGACAUCUGCUAUUUUUUCCCCUUCAGUCCAUUCUGUGGUUGGUAGUAUAUGUCAAACUAGUGUUAAAAUUUAAGAAUGUUGGAAAAGGUACAUUCUUCAUAUAUUUUCUGACAGUAGUAUUCACAAGCUCCAGAAUCUUUGGCUACUAAGUAGCUUGAAUUACUAAGUAGCUUGAAUGUUUAGACUUGUUAUUGGAUUUUUAUGGCACAGGCUGUCCACAAGACUUAAACCACUUCCUCUCAAAAUUUGCCAUUUGUCACAAUGAAACCGUAUAAGCAUACUCUUAAGAUCCAUACAUGGCUGUGAUGCUUUAAACUAUGGAGUUUUGCCUAGUUGAUUGCUUUGUCCUUAUUUAUACAGUACUGAAGAAGAAACAGAUCAAACUAUCUAGUCUGUUCAUAGCUGCUUAGUAUUCUUCCAGGUGUGUUACUGGAACUACGUAUAGCCUUUCAUUAAACAGGGUGGGGCUGUAUGAGUAAGAAUCAUUGCAGAAACUCUCCAACUAGUUUAGCACCUUUGAGUUUAAGUUGUUUGCUAUACACAUCAUAGAAUAGAGAAUGAGAGCUUCUCUUAAACAUGCAAAUGUUUCCGCAGUGAUGCACAUUCACUGAAAGCAUGGAAGCAUCAUGGCAUUAUCUAAUACCGGCUUUUUAAUAUGAUAAUAGAAUCAGAAUUGUAGAGUUGGAAGGGACCCAAGGGUCAUCUAGUCCAACCCCCUGCAAUGCAGGAAUCUCAGCUAAAGCAUACAUGACAGAUGGCCAUACAACCUCUGCUUUAAAACCUCCAAGGAAGGAGAGUCCACAACCUCUGGUGAGAGACCGUUCCACUGUCAAAGAGGUCUUACUGUCAGAAAGUUUUUCCAUAUAUUCAGUUGAACAUCCAUGAGUAUUGCAUCCAUGUACAAAAUGCUGUCCAGUCUUGGAUAGAAAAACCCAGCACUGCCAUUGGUUGGACUGGAGUAGGCAAUGAGCACCUGGUUAUAUAUUUACAGCUCAAUACUUGUCACUUAGAAGAAAGUCAGUGGAACUUACUUUGAAGUAGCUCACAGUGUAUUGUGUUAAACUUAGGUGCACAAUAGUAAACCUAAAAUUAUGAGGACCAGUUUUCAAUAGGUAUAGAGUUCUUUAUCUCACAAGCAAUUUUUCAGUUCAGUCCUAAUCCUUGGAUCUGUGCUGCUGAAGGGGCUUAGGGUAAGGCAGUGCAGAGUACUGGAACUGAGGUCUCUAUAGGAAGCUACCACUAGCAUUCAGAAAGCCCCCCCAAAAAGGCAAGCACAAAAAUUUGAAAAUGCAUAAAUAUUUUUUUAAAAAACAAGGCAAGUGCACAGCUGCUUUGGAUCCAUAGGAUUCAAAGCCUGAUGGAUGCCACAAGGGGCCUGAUUCUCAGCUGCACCAGCCUAGAGUUCAGUUACCAAAAAAAUAAAGGCAAAAUACCUUCCACCUGGACUGGUGCAAGCUGUAGGGUUGCAGAUGUGGUUGUACAUCUGCUAUUCUGCUUUGCUGCAGGCUGGGGUUGACUGAGUUUGCUUUUUUAGGAAGCUUAGGCGUGUUCUUUGUUCAUAGUUAAGAUACAUUUUCCCCUUCUACCCUUCUCCACUAGUAGAAAAGUUUUUGUAAAACAACUGAAAUUUUUCCAUGCUCUGUUUAUCUGUAUCAUAGGUUGAAAAGCUACUGUUCAGUCAAGUAAAAAAGGGGGGGAUUUUAUUAAGCAAAGUUAACAUAGGUAAAUUCAAGAGGACUAACUUUUCGUUACAACAGACAGAAAAACAGUUGUAUGACACUGAAACAGAUUUAUAUCAAAGUUCGCCAUUUCUGUUCUGAAGCCCUUGUCCACAACUUGUCUUAUCAGUGGGCCACAUGAGAAAAGGAGGGAUAACUUUCUGUCUCUUCACACUACUUUAAAACUAGCCUGGGGAGGCCAGUCAGCACAUUUCAAUUGGCUUGAUUUGGACCAGGGAUUGCCAUUUGCUGAUUCAUAGACUAUCUCAGACUGAUGCAGCUAGAAAUCAAAUGUGGGGAGUUCAGCAAUAUUUGAAGCUUUGUUUUAUUCUCUGGCUAUAAAUAAUAAUUUAUCUUAUGGUUAAUUUUGUUUUUCACAUUACCUCCCUCAUAUAGACAGUUAAUUGGAGAAGGAUCGCCUUAUAUUUCAAUGUGUUGUUGGACUUAGUUGCUUGAGUUGCAUAGCUUUUACCCAAACUACACUAUCGGGCAGGGAAGUUGUUCACUCCUUUCUGUUUGUGGUACAUUUAUAUUAUAGGGAGUGGUUGUGGAACCAUUCAGGCACAUUACAAUUGUAUGAGAAGUUGGAAGGAAAUGUUCUGCCCUGUUCAUUCUAGUAAAACUAAGUGUUAUAAUACCCCAUAGUUCAGGAGAGGAAAAUAACUUCUAGCUACUACCCUAAAAUGUGAGAUUGAGUUCUUGAUUAUUCCCUAUACAUGUUUUAAUCGUAACAGCUUAGUUUAGUUUUAAACAUAUCUUUUUGCUUGUUGUAAUACUUUUUAUUUUAUUUUUCACAAUAUCAACAUUGAGGAGAAAGGAAACUACCAUUUCAUCAAAAUUUAGGGUUGUACUGCAAUUGCUUCAAAAAUCACUUAAGUUCUACUGUCAAUGCCUAAAUGGUCUUUGAAUUGUCUGUCUGGUUUUACUUUCAGGACACUGGUGUGGGCAAGUCAAGCAUUGUAUGGCGCUUUGUAGAAGACAGCUUUGAUCCCAACAUCAAUCCAACAAUUGGGUGAGACAGUGAACGAAACUAACAACUUAGGGAGAUAAAGCACUAAACAUAGAAUCAUAGAAUGUAGAGUUGGAAGGGACAUCUAGUCCAACCCCCUGCAACGCCGGAAUCUUUUGCCCAAUGUAGGGCUCAAACCCACAACCCUGAGAUUAAUAGUCUUGUGCUCUACCAACUGGGCUAUCCUAUCCCAGCUCAGUUCAAUGUAGGAACUUUGUGCAUAGAAACGUCUCAUGUAGGAGUAUAAAGUUUGAUGCAAAUGCUAAAAUCCAAGUAAACUGUGUGUUCCAUGGCAGAUAAGUAGGAAAGUAGAAGUCAGUAAUCUGGGACCAGUAUUGAUCUAAUGCUGAACCCUUUUUCACCACAGUUAAGAGAUGGAGACCAGUACUAUUCCUACAUGACUUACAGAUGUGCCUGAAACCAUGAGGAAAAUUUAGCGGCAGCCCAGUUGGGAGAAGAUUAAGCAUUUGUUUAAGCCACUUUACCUUUUAUUAAAAGAGUAUCGUCCACAAUUAAUUGUAUAGAUAUUUUUCAGUAGAAUCAGCAGCUCUUUUCUUUUUCUUAGAACAACCCUGUGAGGUUUUUAGUUUGCAGCUGGGAAACGGGGGUGGGGGGUGGCAUCUGGCAAUUCCAUUUCCACAAAGGCAGUUGGAUCCACAUCCAUUUCUAAAGCUAUCUACUUUGCCUUGUUGGCUAGCAGCCAUUAAUACUGAGAUGCUGUCUGAGUAAAUGUGUCACAGUUUUCAUAGAUAUGCAGAACCUGAAUCAUGUAGAAUUACAACUUUUAGUUUCAUUCCCUUUUUUUUUAAAUGGCCAGUGUAUCAAGUAAAAGAUUAAUUUUCAAAGUGGCUUCUAAAUAGUAAACAAUCCUGAGCAGAUCAAGAAUGGCGUUCACAGCAGUUUGUAUUUUCCUCCAUCUGAUAGCAUCAAUGAAUUCAAAAAGCUCCGCUUUUUAUUUGAGACUCUGUCGGUUUAUGACUCCCACAAGACUCCUUUCAUUUCACAUAUCACUCUUUUAGAUCAGUGUAAGUAGAUUUGUGAUGUAGAAAAGUUGGUCUCUCUAAACAUGAAACCGACUGUUUGUACAGCUUAGGCUAUUGUUCUUGACUCAUGUAGGAUGACUGCCCACCUUGAUCUUGCAAAUAAACUAUUUUACAUUUCAUAAAAUGAACAUUUUGUCUUAGUAGACAAAAGGUGUAGAGGGGCUUUUACAGUUUCACUGCACAAUGUGUAGUGCCUGAAUUGGGGGGGGGGGGGGGUUUAAGAAGACCAUUAAGGAAAUCCUCAAGCUUCAAUCCCUGACUCUUCCCUCCAAUUUUAGCCAAAUCAUGUCUCAAUAGCCUUCUAAAAACAGUAACACAUAAUGUCUGAAGACUAGAGUCCUACCCUACCGCAGUGACCAUCCUUGUAGAUUUAUCACCAACAGUGAGGUUACGUUUUAAGCAUGCAGCUGUUCACUUUCUUGUACAGUUUGUGACCUCUUCUUGUUGAAACCAAAUUGAUUUUGUUUGUCUCAACGAUCCAAAAGAGAGUAAUCUAGCUUAUCUUCUUACACUAGCCCUUCUAAGGUGCAAUUGGAUUGUUGUUGCCUGCAGCAUUUUCCUGUCUAAAUAAAUGCUUUUUUAUCAGUAGAUAGAGAAAAGAUAAAAUGUACAAACUAUUCCUUCCAUGUCUAAAAUAAUGGAUCUAUAUAGCCAGCAUGUGAGGGUUGUACCUAUCUGGAUUCUGUACAAUGGAAUUAAUAUGAUCCUUAAUAUUUAUGAAUGGGGAAGGUUAUAAGGUGGUGGUUUUUCUCAUACGUUCAUGUAUUAAAUAUUUUUCAGAGCAUCUUUUAUGACAAAGACAGUGCAGUAUCAGAAUGAGUUGCAUAAAUUCCUAAUAUGGGAUACAGCCGGGCAAGAACGAGUAAGUAGAUAACCCAUUACUUUUUAUUUGCUAAAAGUUGUGAUGAAACAUUAUAAAGCCUUUAUUAAUGUGCCAUGGAUGGCCAUAAUACAUGUUCCUCUGAUUACCCAAACAAGAAGUUGUAUAUUGAGAUAAAGCCUGGAGUCAUACAUUGUACAGUCUAGAUUUAAAUUUGUCUCCUUCUUAUGAAAUUUUAAAUAUAUGAUUCAUUCCAAGGAUUAAAAGAUUUUGUUUAUAAUUCAGCAUGGGUGGUUUCUCAGAUCAAGAAAGUGACAUGAUAGAUUGUUUGAGAUGCAUGCAUAGUGUAAUGUACAGGAAAAGGUGAUAGGCAGCAAUUAUGCCUUUAAUACAUAGUUAAUGAUCUGUGUUCCUGUGGUGGAAUGAUCCUACAUUAAACUAAUUUGGAAGCCACUUUUCUGACUUGUGUAACUAUAUAUUUUUUUAAAAAUUCUGUGACUCUGACAAGAGCUUGAAAGUAAUGUAGGGUAUAUAUUUUUGCAUACAAUGGGAUCUCGAACAUUCUGCAUUUCAAGCUUUGUCAUUUGACACAUUAUUGGUAGAGCUUUCAUUUUCAUGGAAGUGUUAAAAAUCAAGGGCAGUUGUUGGGGGAAAGCAUAAGCCUCUCACAAACCAUUUUGUUGGUCUGGAAGGUAGAGAUGGGACAUUAUUUCCACCACCCACCACAUCCAGCUGAAGAUCUGCAAUACCCCACUCCUUAAGCUGUCCUGCUGCCAUAAGGCGUUCUGUCUUGCUAGUACGUGCCGCCUCUUAAAUCCCCCCCCCCCAGCCUCUGACACUCCAUACCCAGUCAGCUGUUAGCUUUCUUAGGAACAUAGGAAGCUGCCUUAUACUGAGUCAGACUAUUGGUUUUCGAGCAUCUCAGAAUCCGAACAAUUCAGAAUCCAAACGUCGAUAACGCAGAAGUAAUUGUUUCCAUUUUCGAACGCGCCUCUGAAUUCAAAUGGCUUCCGAGGUGUUUUCAGUUUUUCCCAUUGACUUUGCAGCCAGCUCACUGAUCCUCAGUUUUUGAACAUUUCGGAAGUCAAAAAGUGAAACAGUCUUCCGGAAUGGAUUACGUUCGAAAACCAAGGUUCCACUGUACCUGAAACAAAAUGUGUACUUGCUUCAGAUAUUGGGUGACUUCCUUUGAAUGGCUUUUCUUUCUUUUUUUCCAGCUUUUGAGGAAUCAAACAUUUGGCCAAUAGCUGCUUGGCAGAGGAUUUUCAUUUAAUACUGAAACUCUUCAGUUUUGUUUUUAUUCUCUUUAAGCAGGACAAGAACACAAGCUUUGUACCCUUUAUUUUAUAUCAAACCAGCUACAUGUCAACUGUUAACUAAUUGUCUCAGAUUGUGCAGUACUUUCAAGAGAGGAAAAAGCAGGAUCCUCUUUUCUAUUUUUACUCUUGGAGUAAAACUUGCAACUUUUGCAAUGGAAAUAACAUGAUCCUUUGUCAGUGCUCUGACUCAGCACUGCAGUCUUCUCCCUUUACCCUACAGCAUGGUAUAACAAAGAAGAAAACGUUAUAGGGCUUAUUGGGAUGGUGACAGGCCACAGCCUUUGCCUACCACUCCAGCUGGUGAUCAAAGCCUUGGCCAGAAUGAAUCUAAUUCCAAGAGAGAAAUCAGAGAACAAGGAAACAAUUGCCUCACAAUUAAUCCACAUUAAUAUCCAGUUCUCUGUUUCCUGAAAGGCCAUACUUGGUACUGACUUCACAUUAAAACCACCUCUAUGAAGUGCAUCUUUAGUUGCUUUGCUGCAGAUUUUGAGUUUAUUCUUUUAUCGGCUUUCCUGUGCAUUUCUUACUAGUCUGUUAUGGAUGAAGCCUUGCCUUCACUGAGCUUCUAAUUAUUUUUCAAAAUAAUUGCCAGCUUCAUUUUCUACCCAGUGUAAUCCCUUUCGAACAAGAGUAUUCUCUCUUUCUCUAAGUAAAAGGUGCAACUCAAAAUUGCUUAUCUGUAUGCCUUUUUGUCUUUCUGUGUGGUCUUCUGCCAUGCUCUAAAACACCUUUGCCUAGUUCCAGGACUCCUCCCCUCAAAAUAGUUUAGCUACUGGGAUGUGAAACAGUUGCUUGCUGUUGUUGUAAGCAGCUUUGUGUUUCCGUCGACUACUUUUAUUAGUCGCCAUGCUUGCAGUAAGUCUGAAACAUGAAUAUAGUUACGAAAUCUUUUCUCUUUCUUCCUGUUAAUUGAGCAUCAACUUAAAUAAUGCAUUCUAGAGUUUGUUCACCUAGAGUUUAGAUUUACCAGAACACAAAGGGAAGUGCAAAUUAAUAUCUUCCAUGUUCCAGUUAAUGUGAUAUGCAGUUUCCCUAACUGUACUAGCGAAAUGCCCAUUAUUGUGAUGGACAGUAUGUGUGUGGAGGGGAGGGCUUACAUUAGGAACGAAGAGCAGACUUUUACUGCAUCUCUGUCGCCACAUUCAGCACUCUGUUUUUAACCCUUGGAGUGGGUGGCUUAUGAAAGCUCAUGCUGAAAUAUGCAGUAUGUUUGAUGAUGAAUGUUAUACUGAGGACCAGGGACAGGCAUUUGGAUCUAUACCUGGCUAUAAGAGUGCUAUCCUGUGUCCAACUAGGAUGAGUCACUGAGCCCUGACGCAAUAUCUUGUACUCCUAUUUUAUGCUGUCCCUCUAUAGGUGCUCUGCGCACUUGCUGAGUCAGAAUACAUAUGGCUUACCAAACAGCAUGGACGCUUGUUAUGUGAGCUUUCAUAACUAGGAAAACUUAGGUUUGCUUCAUGAGUUUCACGAAGAACACCUUUACUUGCAAAUGCCAGUGCUGUCGUAAACUAUUUUUUAAGGUUUCAAAAUGGUGUUUGAAGUUCACACAUCACAUAUGCACAGUGUCUGUGUACACUGUUAAAGGCUUACAAAUAGUAAGAAAGCAACUGUUCAUACAACUCUAGUGAAGAUACCAGUUGCUUCAUGGCUCUACUCCUUUAUUGAGAGCAGUUUCACAGAUUGAUUAAAAAAAAAACCACAGCUCUAUGCACUCCAUGUCAUGGCUCAUGCUGCAGAGAUGGCAUUUUAAUACUCAGGAUGGAGUAUACAAAAAUAUGGCAGUGGGGGAGUGUAAGCAUGGCUCAAAGGUGUGCUCUUGGAUAUGUCCAAGUUCAAAUUCCAAACAAGAAAUUAUGGUAAGGACAUUUGCAAAAUGACAAAUGAGAGCUUGAAAAAUAAUCACAUGAUUUGAAACAUGGAUGAGGAAAGCUUCUUUGUUUAAAUGGUAUCCAGCCUUUGUUCCUGGGCUCUUAACCUUAAAGUAAAUGGUUUUGCUUACUACCAUUGUAUAGUUUAACUUCACUCUCGCAGAUUGUAUAAAGUAUUCAUGUUUUGCUUUCUAAGGCAUCGUUGGAUAUGACACAAGGCAGAGAUCUACUCCUUGCCACCCCUCUCUCUACGCACCUUCCUCAGUAUACGAAUGCUGGCUGAGGUGUCUGUUAUGGCUCAGAGUUAUGUGGCAUAGCAAGUAGAGCACAGUGGGGCAAUUUCAUUGCCCCAAAGGCCCACACAUGGCUGUGGCACUGGUGGUGGACAGGACCCUUCUAUUUCUUGCUCUCUCUCUCUCACCCACACACACAUAUACUUCCUACCUUACCCAAUUUGCCGGGUGGCUGAAAAAUCACCAACCUCAUGCUGCUAAGCAAUUUUUUGCUGCCACGUGCAGGCUGUGGGUUGACCACCUGUUGUGUUCCACUAGGGCUAGAGAGAUCUGAGUUUGAAUAACCACUUGGCUUUGAAUCCUGCUGAAUCACCAUGAGCCCGUCACUUUCUCUCUCUGCCUACCCUGGGCUGUGAAGAUACAAUAGGAGGGGGAGUCAUGCACACUAUACAUGCACACUAUACAUUGACGGAAGGGUAAAAUAAAAAUGUGACAAUAAGUACGAUUCAUUCAUUAUGAGGCAUUCAUGUCCUUUGUCCCGGACCUAAGUUAUUUUUUACCGUAUGACCUUUAAUAUGACCCAGAAGCCUUUUUUACAUAUUUCUUCUCUUUGCAGUUCCGUGCUCUAGCACCGAUGUACUACCGAGGUUCUGCAGCAGCUAUUAUAGUUUAUGACAUCACAAAAGAGGUAACCAAUUUUUUUUUUGCAAAAAAAGUUAUCUAUUGGCAAUAGUUAAGGUAAAGGGACCCCUGACCAUUAGGUCCAACCCCGACUCUAGGGUUGCGGUCGCUUUAUUGGCCAAGGGAGCCGGCGUACAGCUUCCAGGUCAUGUGGCCAGCAUGACUAAGCCGCUUCUGGCGAACCAGAGCAGCGCACGGAAACGCCGUUUACCUUCCUGCCGGAGCGGUACCUAUUUAUCUACUUGCACUUUGACGUGCUUUCGAACUGCUAGGUUGGCAGGAGCAGGGAGUGAGCAACGGAAGCUCACCCCGUCGCGGGGAUUCGAACUGCCAACCUUCUGAUCGGCAAGUCCUAGGCUCUGUGGUUUAACCCACAGCGCCACCCGUGUCCCUAUUGGCAAUAGUUACAUGCUUGCUAAUUCCAUCACUUUAAUCAUAGGAAACAUUUUCAACAUUAAAGAACUGGGUGAAAGAACUUCGACAGCAUGGACCUCCCAAUAUUGUUGUUGCUAUUGCUGGAAAUAAAUGUGAUCUUAACGAUGUAAGGUAAAUUAACCCUCAUCUUUUCUCGCCGCCAGCUAUUGCGGUCAUUCUUUGUAGUUAGAAAUUUUCAGAAAUAUUUUGAGACUCUUGGGUUUUAUAAAUUGAUGACUAUUGAACCAGGUACAUUCUCAAGAUUACAGUGGUGCCCCGCAAGACGAAUGCCUCGCAAGACGGAAAAACCGCUAGACGAAAGGGUUUUCCGUUUUGGAGUUGCUUCGCAGGACGAAUUCCCCUAUGGGCUUGCUUCGCAAGACGAAAAUGUCUUGCGAGUCUUGAGAUUUUUUUUUCGCUUCCCCCCCCCUUUAUCUAAUCUGCUAAGCCUUUAAUAGCCUUUAAUAGCCUUUUAGCAGCUAAUCCCCUAAGCCUUUAAGCCUUUAAUAGCCGCUAAACCGCUAAUAGCGCUAAUCCGUUAAGCCGCUAAUAGGGUUGCUUCGCAAGACGAAAAAACCGCUAGACGAAGACUCUCGUGGAACGGAUUAAUUUCGUCUUGCGAGGCACCACUGUAUUAAAGUCUAGUAGGGAAGGAAACUGGCUCACAACAUGAAUUUUGCGCUUGCCGCCUGUGGCUCCGAGAUGGAAGUCCUGGAGGGGGUGCUGUGUGGGCUGCAUCUAGAAUGAACAAGCUAGGGUUGCAGGAGUCAUGCACCAUAUUAAGAUUAAGAUCUUAAGAUCUCUUGGGAAAGGGAGGCUACAGAACAAAGCUGCCUGAGACAAUAGCUCUGGACUGAUUUAACUGGGUAAGGGAAGACAGACAAGUUGCUGAUGGAAUAGGGUUGCCUUUGAAUAUCUACAACAAUGUAAAGCUUAUGUUAGAGAACUUGGCUGUGAGCCCCAGUGCAAUCGUGGGUGGUUGCAAUGUCUCUAACCAUUCUGUCUUCUCUCUAAAUUAACCCCUCCAAUGGUUUGGUAAUGUUGGAAACAAAGUUUAUGCUCCAGGUGUGAAAUUUGAGGGGAAAGUGUUAAUGGAGGCUGUGUCUCAACACUGUGCUCACACCUGGACUUAAGUUAUAUUGGAAUCUCACUUAUUUCAUAAAUUAAUACUCGGCUUCAUUGUAAGGGGGAGGAGACCUCAAAGUGAUUUACAAAAAUAGAGAACAAUAAAUUCAAGAAGAUUACAAUACUUAAAAACAUGCAAAAAGUUAAAAUACUAAAAUCUUUGGUUUUAUCAGCAUGUUUCCCAAGUACAUAAUCUUAAGCAUGGUUUAGAUUAGUUGUUAACGUAGAUUUUAAUGCUGCAUUGAAUUGCACCUACUUUUUCUUUUCUAAAAAUUGGUAUGGCUUGUUUAUACUAUUCUCUCUCUUCUCCUUAGGGAAGUCAUGGAAAAAGAUGCUAAAGACUAUGCAGAUUCCAUCCACGCAAUAUUUGUAGAGACCAGUGCAAAAAAUGCAAUAAACAUAAAUGAACUGUUCAUAGAAAUUAGUAAGUAUCAAAACAUUGGGAUUUCUCUAGCCAAUCUCCAAUUAAUGACAACAAAAAGAAAUCUGACAGUUAUUUUGGCUUGAAGUUCUGUUUCUGCCAGUUGUACAUGAUGUCACGUAUGUCACCAUUUGAUAGGGACUGAAAGUGCAAUAUGAUCUGCUUUGGGUCAUUCAAGUCAGAGCUUCUGUAUGCUUGUGUGUUAACCCUCUACAUCCUUCUGUUGUGCUUGAUGGAUCAAUAGCAAGAAGUACACUGAUACCAAGAAAAAAUUGUUCAUUUGAAAUCAGCAAGGGGAGAAAGGCCUGGAAAUUCAUAGAGAAAUACUUUGUUAACAGUUAAUCCCAUGUGCAGUUUUUCAUACAAUCCUGCAAGAUACAGUUCAGGUUAGAUUCCACAUUGUCAUGGACAGAGAAUACUGUAAGUGAAGGCUUAAUUUAGUUAUUGUGGUUAAUAUAUUUGGAUAGACCACUUGUGGUAAUAAAUUCAACAAGACAAUUUUGCAUUUAAUGUGCUGCCACUCAGUCAUGCCACAUUUAAAUCCUCUGUAUGCAAGGUGAUUUUUUUUUCUUCCAAGCAAAAAGUAUGCUAUGUAACCAUUCAGUGAAUGUGUAGCUUAAAAGAUGAAUUUCAAACAGCUGAAAUAAAAACUGCAGAGUUAUCUAUUGAUUAUCUUUACUUAGCUCAGAAAAUGUACAAACUUAGUUUGGCAUCCAGUGCUAUUCAACCACUGGCACAAUGGAAAUCUCCUUGAGCAAUAGAACAUCUGGUUUCUCUUCUCCCCUCCAUUCAGUGAUUCUGAUUACAGUGACUAGAUGCUUAUCCUAAGCCAAAAAAGCACAAUUUUUCUACCAGUAUAAACUGUAUAUUUCUUAAGAAACAAAUUUCAGAACUGCUUGCAAAUGGUUUUCACUAAUAACUUUUUAGCAUUGUCACCAACCAAAUUUCUUUCAAGUGGUUAUAGCCUGUCAGUCUUCUAGUUAGUGAUGAGUUGUGCCUACUCAUAAGGCUAAACUACAGGGAACUCUGGGGAAUGUGGAAAGGUGUUUCAGAGUCUCUCUUAUAACACAGUGCUUUUUCUCUCUCUGUAGGUCGUAGAAUUCCAUCAACAGAUACCAACCCCCCAUCUAGCGGUAAGGGCUUCAAACUUAGAAGACAGCCUUCAGUGACAAAACGCAGCUGUUGUUGACUGAUACGAUCAUAUACCAGACUAGCUUUUAUAAAGUAUUUGGCCUUGGAAGUUAUGGGUUUAUUUUGGGUAUAUCGUACUCGUAUUGGAUUCCUAUCUACCUGGUGUUCAUAGACCCUGAAAUGGGCCAGUUCUGGCGUGCUUUUACGGACUGAGGAGACCGCAGUCAUCCUGCUGUUGGACUGCUUCCUUGCAUACAACGUCUGGAUUAUCUCUUGUACUCAAAGGGAAUUCAUCUUCAAUUUCUUCUUUAGCCUCAUGAGAAAGGAACUCCAAAAUACAGAUUGUAAGACUUAAUAUUUCAUAGUUUUUAUAAACAAAACUUUGCUAUGUCUUUUCGUGAGGGAGGGAAGGGAAACUAGCACUUUGUGGGAGUGGGCAAGCCCUGUGGAUAGAAAUGUUAGCUCUGAUCUUAAUGCAGUUCUACACUCCUCGUCAUUGUUGCUAUAAUAAGCCUUACUGUUUUCAUGGUUGCUUCUCCAAAGUACAGAAUGAGCAGCUGAUUUAAUAGACAGCUGCAAAAAUAAUGAAGCUGAUAAAAAGACCAAAUCAACCCAUCCAGUCACCAACCUUAAUUGCACUUUUAUUAUUUACUGAUGAUAUUGAAGAUGUGUUCAGAAAGGGGAGGGGCGGGGGGAGCUUAGACAAUCUUGCCAUUUUAUGCUUAAUUACUAUAGAAGAAAAUAGAUAGAAACCUUUUUUUAGUAGGCUUCUCAUUAAAAAUCCUAGAUGAAAUUGACCAAAAUGAACUUGAGUACAACUGGCAGGCAUCAGUUGCUGUCAGUCGUUUUAGAACAAGCAUGUUGAAUAGGGAGCACUCCCAACUGCUUAGCAUGAGCAAGUUUUUAUACUCUCUUAUUUAUGAGACCAAUGCCUAAAGUAUUAUAAAUUAUGUUAGUGCCAUGGAUGACCUCUUUUCCUUUCAGUCCCUCACCUGCAGUUGGGGGGGGGGGGCAGUCCACAGGUCAGAAUUGCUGUGGACUCCAGCCUGUACACAGACGGCCUUGCCUUAUCAGGCAUCCUCGUGUUACUAGUACGGUACUGGAAAACACUCUUCUCGCUGUCCAGUAGAGGUUGCUGUGCGUAUAGUUUGAGGUUUGCUUACAGAACAAAUCACUUCUGCAUGAUAAAAACAGGGAUCCAAAGCCAAGUUGUGUAGGGCAGUGUAGAUCGUUGCCUCCUUGCUCUUGGGCCUAUCCUGAAGAUUUAACUCUUUUUAAACCUUGUUUUUAAGCAGAUUAUCUUUUGGCUUUGUAUUGUGUUUCCAUUUUAUAUUAAACUAUAAAUUAAUCUUGCCCUAUUAUACUAUUUCUCAUUAUUUAUUUUUGUUGCAGCCUGCCAGUGCAAAGGUGUGUGUGUUCUCCCCCUUGAGAAUAUAACCACUUUAAUAAACUCACAAUGUGUAAAAUAGGCCAUAAGGCUUUGAUUUUUGAUGCUCCUAGAGGCAUCUAUGGUGGCUUGUUCCCAAACUCUAGCUUGGCAUUUUACCAUCUUAAGUGUUUUCAGCUGAGAAGGAAAUUUCAAAGGAUACAUAGGAAAUGAAACAGCUUGCACUUCAAAAUACUAGACCAUAUUAUUCAGACCAAUUCGUAACACAACUGAACGACUAUAGUUAACUUGUGUGAGUGGAAUUAUUCUUUCCAAAUAAGCAAGCUAACUUUAAGGUUUAGAGUGUAAGUGAAACUUCUCUCUAGCGUUCAAAGUUCUAAGGUUAUAUUGCAUUGUGUAAACAUCACUGCACAGUGCUAGCAAGUACUAAUUUGCAUGUUAAAGGUCUUGUUUGCAACAAAUCCAGCUUGAAGCAUGGCAUUUAUUCCAAAUGAAAUGUGCAUAUAUGUUAACACUGAAACUUGCAGCACGCUCCAUACCUCAACUAGCUUGCAGCGUCUGUCUUCUCUUUGUUUUAAUUUCAAGAAUCAGCUGACUCUGCUUUGUAAUCUGGUGUGAAGAGUUCUGAGCUGGCAGAAGGCAUCUAGGGUUGGGCAAAUAUAGCUUGGAGCAGAUUGAUAUCACAAGUUGAUUCAAGGUGUCUUACUGGCACUGUACCCUUGAUUAUUCAAGGGUCUGGCAAAGGUAAUGCUGCCAGCCAAUUCAGUAGCACAAACUAGACUGAAUGGAAGUGUGUCAAGGAUGUAAUGGUAACUUUUCUACAUGGGAUUUUCAAGGCAGUUUAGCUAGUGUAGUCCAGUGAAGUGAGAACCUUAUGGCUCCAUUUCAGGGGCCUCAGAGUUCCCUCUUCUGAUAGCAUCUUACAGCAUCUUACACUGUAAGAAUUUCAAACUACCUUUGAAAUUCUGAUACCUCAUUCAGUACAGUGCAAUGAGCUUCUGUUGGGAAGGGGAGAAUGAGAAUCUCUGGUACAGGCAUGCAGGUCCUUGUUAGUACUUAAUAGUCCCCAGUUAGCGUGCUUAAUUUUUUUUAUAACAGGUUAUGAAAUUACAGUUCAUUAGCAGGUUGCCUCCGUAGCUACUUUAGGACAAACCAUUCCAUCCCAGUGUGGUAGCGCAUAAAUCUAGGAUAAGUGUGCCAGUGCCGAGUUGUAAAAAUGCUGGUCUAGACUGGUGGCUGUUAAAGCUUUAUAUUUUUGUUCAUAUGGCCUUUUUCCAAUUGGAGUGGGGGUUCCUUUGCUGUGCUGAAGUACUUUUCUGUGCUUGACUUCUUAGUCAAAGUAAGUUUUGUGCAAAGAAAGAAAAGCAGUAGGCUGUAGCGCCCCCCCCCAUAUUACAGUCAUAGCAGCCUAAUUUAUCUCUGCACAGUGAUAGCAUCUUGUCACUGCCCUCCAGUGUGGCUUUCACAGUUCACUGGUGUCAUUGUGAUGCCAAAUAGCUCCCUUCUUUCAAUUAUGCAUAACUAGUUUUUUUGUUUCACCUACUGUGCAAAGAAGAAUAUCUUUACAUACAUCCAGUAGCAUCUUUUUAAAGUUGUUACUAUAUCCUUGUCUUCUGUUACCACAUGGUUAUGCAAUGUGACACUUCAACUCACAAGCUGUUGGUCUUGGCAGUGUUUCAAAGCAUCUCCCUAUCCAAGUUAUCAGGUACGUUGCCAGUGUGUUAACCUGCCUUAGAGUUCACUGGACUUGUUUAAUCAAAUAUUUGCAUUAAAAUCAUUUAAAUAUUAAUCCUAAUAGAUUUCCGAGCAAAAGGGCUUGCCUGCAAUGCAUCACUGCUGUCUUCUUAUCUCAAAUUGUGCGAAUUAAUAGAUAUUUGAGCUUCAGCAUCUGCUCCAUAAACAUCUGGGGGUCUUUUUUAGCCUCUCGGCUAUUGUGCUUAAAUCUGUCUCUGGUUUAAAACAGUUCAAAUUAUACCACUUCAUUUAGCUAUUGGAAUGAAAUAUGUGGCAUCAAAAAUCUUGCAUUAAUUCUGUGUCAUAGUAGUUUCCCUCUGCGGGAUGUGUGGGUUAUCUUUGUGUCGUCCUUGUGUGCCUUAUGGUCUCUCAUUCAUUGCACGCCACAGCAUACCUGUAUUGUGAAAGAACUUGCAAGAGCUUAAACAAAAAAGGCAUCUGGUACUGGAAGGGUGACAUUCUUGGACUUAACACCCAUCCCAUAGGACAAUCCAUUACCCCAGCAGGAUUUGACACCUGGCCAAAGUGAAAAAUAAGAUGUAAAUUAGAUGUGGGAGAUUGGGAAUGUGAGCAUGCAGAUCAGUGUGAAACCAAAAGUUACACAGCUGGUUUUAUUCUACUAAACACUGAGCUGAAGACAACUAUUUGGAAAGAGGUCAGGAAUUUGUGUUCUGUCCAAGACUAAUAUGGUGAGCUUCAAAAAUACUCCUACAGAGUGAAGACCAUUUUAACAGAGCAGUCUUAUGUAUGUAUGCCUUCUCAAGAGCAAGCCCCAUUGAGUUCAAUGGGACUUAUAUAAGUGUUGCAGGACUGCAGCCUUAAGUGUGCAUGCAAAGCCUCUGGGGUUUCUGCAAGUGAACAGAGUAAUGGUCCCUAGCAGUAGGCAGAAUAUUUCCACCUUCGUGCAAAAUGACCCUUUAGAUUAGAAAUUGCAGCAAAAGUGGAACUUGUAAAUGCAUCUUGGGCGCUUAUUGCUUAAUAGAAUAUCUAAAACAUUCCAGGCACUGUACUUGAAAAAGCUAUGUUGCCUAACAUGGGUUGAAAAAUGAGAACGGAGGGGAGAAGGGAAAUACUGAGCUUGUUGCAAAUUAUAGUCCAAAUGCUAAUAUCAUCAUCAUUAUUUUGCUGGAAUUUUUUGUUUGUUUGGUGGGAGAGUUUUUAAGCACAACCCCGGGGACUUAUGGAAGGAUGCCUCUUAAGUCAUGUGAGUCAUCUGUCUGUUGUGAUUCAGAUUAGUGAUUGGUCUUUAAGGUGUUUAUGCAUUCCGUCCCAACUGCUGGGUUAAUUCAGUUUUUUUUAAAAAAACACCCACAUAGAUUCUUGUGUUGCUGUUGUUGUUUUUAAUCCUUAUCCACAGGGUUGAUCCAACUUUGUGCAGAGCUAACAGACACAUAAGGGACGCAGGCGGCGCUGUGGUCUAAACCACUGAGCCUAGGGCUUGCCGAUCAGAAGGUCGGCAGUUCGAAUCCUUGUGACAGGGUGAGCUUCUGUUGCUCUGUCCCAGCUCCUGCCAACCUAGCAGUUCAAAAGCAUGUCAUAGUGCAAGUAGAUAAAUAGGUACCGCUCCAGCAGGACGGUAAACGCCAUUUCUGUGCACUGCUCUGGUUCACCAGAAGCAGCUUAGUCAUGCUGGCCACAUGACCCGGAAGCUGUCUGCGGACAAACGCUGGCUCCCUCGACCUAUAGAGCGAGAUGAGCGCCACAACCCCAGAGUCGUCCGCAAUUGGACCUAACGGUCAGAGGUACCUUUACCUUUAACAGCCACAUGCAUGAUCAAGGAGCUAUUCUAUUAGUCCUUUGACAAAUCCAAAGCUAUGUACUUAAAGAUACCAUUUUCUCCCUUGCAGCUGUAGUGGCAACACAAGAUACAUAAAGAGCUGCCUUAGACUGAGUCAAACUUUUAGCCUAUCUUAGCCCAGUGUUAGCUAUUCUAAUACUCAAAGCCUUGAGUAGAACUUUCUUAGCCCAUGAGUCAGGGGUUAAACCUGAGGCUUUCUGAAGUACUCCACUAUUAAUGUAUGGUCUUUUUUCCUAUAAAAUGUUGGCCCCAGCUGGUCCCAGGGAGAGCAUAAGGUUUGAACCUGUAAACACAAACCAAGCACAACUACUAGAUGUAAGCCACCGUCAAAGAAAAGGGUGUAAGUAUAAAAUAAGAAUAUGUCUUUGCCUAACAUGGCUGCUAUGUCAUUUCUGUAAUUCCCAUGGUACCACUGUUUUAUCAGCAUUAAGGUAAUGUAGUUGUGGGAAGGACAGAGAUGCUGGAAUAGCACACACAUGAUAGUAGAAGCUUAAUUCCUUUAUAUAGGUAGAGAGACCAAAUGUUUUGCAUUCAUAAGCCAGUUCCAAUCAGGCUUCUUGACCUCUUUAAUAUGAUGGUGUUUGAAAAGUGCAUGUCUCAGAUGCUUUGAAAGCUGUCUUCCAAAGGCUUUUCAUGAUGAUGAUUCAUUUUAUUAUGUUAAAUGUGAUAUUGACCAGGUCCAAAGGCAGAGGAGGGGAGCUUGGCCAUUACCCAUCCUCAAGGCAUGGGUGGGCUUUAAGGGCCAGUGCAAACAUGCCCUACCACAGCUUGGAAUAAAGCUUCAUAGAUAUUGCAAUGGUGAAAACUGGCAUUGUCAAUAGGUAAGGGGUUGUUUUUUUUGAUGGUGUUCCUCCUGUGUAUUAAGGAGAGGUGUCUUAUUUUUAGCAUCUUAGAUCAGCAAGUCUUCCUCUAGAUGAACUUGGGGGAAAUUGCUGAUUUACAGCAGGCAUGCUGCCAUAUGAACUGCACAACCUGCCACUCCCUUGUCUGUAGUUUCACUUUAUAAAUAGCAGCAAACCGGGCUAAACAAAAUUUAGGAAAUAUCCCAGCAAAUAAUAUGUCAACUGGCUGGCUUUUGUGCGGUCACUU
This is a messenger RNA of Podarcis lilfordi (Lilford's wall lizard), 19425 nucleotides long. The record is from the annotation of a GenBank genome assembly. NCBI's taxonomy places the organism in Eukaryota, Metazoa, Chordata, Lepidosauria, Squamata, Lacertidae.